Myiozetetes cayanensis is the source of this 1167-nucleotide messenger RNA. Its product is annotated as ETS domain-containing transcription factor ERF-like. Gene Ontology annotation, molecular function: sequence-specific DNA binding; DNA-binding transcription factor activity, RNA polymerase II-specific. The record is from RefSeq and is a predicted model, not a curated record. Gene Ontology annotation, biological process: regulation of transcription by RNA polymerase II; cell differentiation. Lineage: Eukaryota; Metazoa; Chordata; Aves; Passeriformes; Tyrannidae. Gene Ontology annotation, cellular component: nucleus.
AUGGACUGCACGUGUGUGUCGGACCUGCUCCUGAGCACCCCCGUGCCGGCGUUGUGGACCCCAGGGUUCGCGUUCCCCGAGUGGGCGUACAAGGCGGAGUCGAGCCCCGGCUCGCGGCAGAUCCAGCUGUGGCACUUCAUCCUGGAGCUGCUGCGGCAGGAGCAGUACCGGGAGGUCAUCGCCUGGCAGGGCGACUACGGCGAGUUCGUCAUCAAGGACCCCGACGAGGUGGCCCGGCUGUGGGGGGUGCGCAAGUGCAAACCCCACAUGAACUACGACAAGCUCAGCCGCGCCCUCAGGUAUUACUACAACAAGCGGAUCCUGCACAAGACCAAGGGCAAACGCUUCACCUACAAGUUCAACUUCAGCAAGGUGGUGCUGGUGAAUUACCCCCUCCUGGAGCUGGGGGGGGCCCUGCUGCUGCUGACCCCCGGCCCCUGCCCGGGGCCUGGCCCCGACUAUCCCCCUGUUCCCCCUCCCCGUCCCCCCCAGACGCUGCAGUCGCUGUUCUGCGGCCCCCGCCCCACGGACCCCCGGGAGACCCCGCCCUUGUUCGAGAGACCCCCCGAGGCCGAGAAGCUGCGGCUCGAGGCGGCCCUGCCCUUCCUGGGCUCCGGUCUCUCGGGGUACUCGAAGGCUCCGGCGCUUUUGGGGGGCUUCGGGCGCCCCCUGCCCGGAAUACCCUGGGGUGGGGGUCGUACGUGCCGGGGGCUCUGCUGCUGCUGCCGCCCCCACGCCAAGCUGGGACCCCCGGCCGCCGCCGCCCUCUACCCCCUUUCUACCUGCCCCCCUCCUCCGCGCCCCCUGCCCCGCAGCCCCCGGGUGGGGGUGGUCGAGGGGGUCGGACUCGGGCUGGAGGUGACGGACGGCGGCGGGGGGCGAGCUCGAGCGACGAGGCCGCGACCCCCCGCCCCCUCCCGCCGCAGCCCCCGCCCGCGGGAAGGGCCCCGCCCGCACCUGAGAGACCCCCGGGAGGGGGGUGCAGUGGAGAGACCCCGGAGUGGGGGCGAGGGGUCUCUUGUGCAGCUCAGGCCCCCAAAUAAAAUAAAAUGGGGGAGUUCCCACAUCCACCCUGGCCCCCCCCCCAAUAAUCCGAGGGGGCCACAUUGGACGGAGCCAGAAACCCACCCCCCAAAAAACGCGGGGGAGUCCCACGUCCAGUUCUGA